Messenger RNA from Anopheles cruzii, 366 nucleotides. Its product is annotated as D-aminoacyl-tRNA deacylase-like. Gene Ontology annotation, cellular component: cytoplasm. Gene Ontology annotation, biological process: tRNA metabolic process. Gene Ontology annotation, molecular function: D-tyrosyl-tRNA(Tyr) deacylase activity. NCBI's taxonomy places the organism in Eukaryota, Metazoa, Arthropoda, Insecta, Diptera, Culicidae. The coding region runs from base 1 to 366 and encodes 121 amino acids. The record is from RefSeq and is a predicted model, not a curated record. The transcript has a single exon.
AUGCAGUCCGUUUCGGAGCAGCAGCUGGAAAUCCUGUGCGUCAGCCAGUUCACGUUGUACCACCGGAUGAAGGGAAAUCGUCCCGACUUUAGCCGUGCCAUGCAAGGACCCCAAGCGCAAGAACUGUACGGGACGCUGCUGCAGAAACUGCGUGAGCAGUACGCACCGGACCGCAUCAAGGACGGUGUGUUUGGGGCCAUGAUGCAGGUGCACAUCCAGAACGAUGGGCCCGUCACGCUGGAGAUUGAAUCACCGCCGCAAACGGAGCAAGAGCGACAGAAACUGCAGCGCUCGCAAGGGCACAAGGCGAAGGUGAAAGGUACAAGCGAACCGGACAUGCAACGGGCACCGGCUGGAGGCGAGUGA